AUUUGUCAAAUUUGUUUGCCGCAAAAAUUUGCCGUAUGUCAAAACCUAUUAAUAUCUUGAAACUAUUUAAAAACUUGAUCAUUUUGAAUAAUUUUUUCAUUUUUCACUAUAAAGUUUGAAAAAUACGUACAAUAUUCAUAAUUGUUAUCAUUCAGUAUGAAUUCAUGAGAACGUUGGCUAGCUUGGUUAUCCAAGAAUCUGGGGACGCGUGCGAGUCCUUGACUAGCAAACAUGGCCGGCAGAAGUGGUUAUGAUGAUCGUGAUAGCAGGGAUUAUGGUGGAGGCGGGAGAAGAAGCGGUAAAAAACCUUUUCCCACAGAGCCUCCUUUCACAGCGUUUAUAGGUAACUUACCAACAGGAAUAGUUCAGGGAGAUGUUCAUAAGAUCUUUCCUCUGUUGAAAGUAAAAAAUGUACGGCUGGUUAUGGACAAAGAAACUGACAAAUUUAAAGGAUUUUGUUAUGUGGAAUUUGAAUCAUUGGAAGAUCUUGAAAGUGCUGUUGAAAUGGAUGGAGGAGUAGAAGUCGAAGGCAAUGUGGUCAAAAUUGAUGUUGCUGAAGGUAAACGAAACGAUAGAGGUGGUGGAUUUGAUCGAAGAGGAAAUCGGGGAUUCAGAGGAGGAGGAGGAGGUGGAGGAGGACGUUCUGGUGGUGACCAUCGAUCUUACGACGAUUACGAUCGUAGGGGCGGAGGAAAUCGGGGGAAUUAUGCAGACAGGGGUGGUCAUCGAGGCAAUUACGGAAAUUUCAGUGAAGAUGGCGGUGGUGGUGGUGGUGGUGGUGGCAGAGAAUGGGGUAGGGGCGGCCACAAACCCGGCGGGUUCGGAGGUGGCUCCGGUGGUGGAGGAGUAGGCGGAGGUGGUUUCGGCGGUACAGGGCGACCGCGGCAGGAGAGGAAGCUUAACAACGACGACUUGCCAAAUCCUACGGCAGAUACAAGUGGUAGGCCGAAAUUAAAGUUGCAGCCGAGGACGGUUUCAGCACCUGUCAAUGCAGUCGCCGAAACGUCGCAGACGUCGACGAUAUUUGGGGGCGCGCGACCGCGGGAGGAAAAUAUUGAAAAGAAACACGAGGACAAAAAUUAAAAUGCAAGAAUAGAACAGUAAGAAAGAAGAAAAAGAACGAACUUUGGUGUGUCUAUUUAACUAGUUUAUAUUGUGAAUUAUUAUUUAAAAAAAAAUAUUUUAAAAAAACGGUGAAAUUUUCAAUUGUGAACAAGAGUUAUGCAGCACAUCCAGACUUGUGUGUUUGUGCUGGAUAAAAAAGAUAUACCAAAAAAUGAAUGGUUGUUUUGUUAAUUACAUUUUUACUUUUACAUACAGUAUGCUAUUCGGUAUUAGUGCUAUUUGAUUCAUUUUUUUUAAACGAUCAACAAAAUAUUUUUUGUGGCAUUGCAUUUUAAAUAACUCGGUAAAUCGGGAUAAAUAUGACUACUAUGUCCCUCGCGUUUUCUUUUUUUUUUUUUGUAUUUAACGUUAGUUUUUGACACUUUGGUCGUCGUUUUUGAUCCUUACAUACUUAGCUAUAGGUAAUAAUGAUAAUAUAAUGAUAAUUGUAAUUAGGCAGUGUAAAGAUGGGACAAAUACUUGCGCGCGUUCGUUUAAAAACAUUUUUACACUGCUUCUACGUGUGUUUGCACAUAUUGUGUAAACUAGUAAACCUCGUGUACAAUGUAUGAUAAAUUCAAUAAAAAAAUCUGUUGCUUUCGA
Messenger RNA from Agrilus planipennis (emerald ash borer), 1707 nucleotides. RefSeq names its product glycine-rich RNA-binding protein 8-like. Gene Ontology annotation, molecular function: RNA binding. The record is from RefSeq and is a predicted model, not a curated record. The transcript has 5 exons. Lineage: Eukaryota; Metazoa; Arthropoda; Insecta; Coleoptera; Buprestidae. The coding region runs from base 232 to 1083 and encodes 283 amino acids.